Salvelinus fontinalis (brook trout) is the source of this 2151-nucleotide messenger RNA. RefSeq names its product salvador family WW domain containing protein 1 (gene sav1). NCBI's taxonomy places the organism in Eukaryota, Metazoa, Chordata, Actinopteri, Salmoniformes, Salmonidae. The record is from RefSeq and is a predicted model, not a curated record. Gene Ontology annotation, biological process: regulation of cell population proliferation; hippo signaling; apoptotic process. The coding region runs from base 985 to 2097 and encodes 370 amino acids. The transcript has 5 exons. Gene Ontology annotation, molecular function: protein binding; molecular adaptor activity.
GUUGGAAAGUAACACACAUUAUACCCACCAGCGAAAUGACUGUGUUCCUGUCUCCAGCAGUGCAGAAAUAUCUCACAAUUCACAACAAACAAUACACACAUCUAAAAGUAAAAUAAUGGAAUUAAGAAAUAUAUAAACAUUAGGACGAGCAAUGUCGGAAUGGCAUAGACUAAAAUACAGUAACUUAUACAUAUGAAAUGAGUAACCGGGUGGGAGCCGGCUAGUGCUAGCAAUGUCUCUUCGUAAAAACACGUUGUUUUUUUUUAACAAUUCACACGUUUUAGGUCAUAUGAUACCCAAGUAUAACACAUUUGGUUAAACGGUAUUCUACUAUCUAAUAGUUAUUGUGGCUUUUGCAUGGCUGACUAGCGUCUAGCUUGCUAGCGUUAGCCAAAGUUGAGAUAUGUAGCUAGCUCUGGUCCAUAGCGUUACAUGCGUCUAUUGAACCUUCUUCUCAAAGUCCUGUAUCUCUACAUCCAUCCAUCCAUUGUGGAUUCCCCCCUGAUUUUGUUAUGUGACAGGCUUCCAUUUACUUUCGUUACCCACCAAUGUAAAGAUAUUGCUGGAGUGUUGACUAACCUUUUUGUUUCUGUAUGCGCUAAAUAUCCAUAGCAUAGUUAGCUAGCCAUCUAAAUGUCAAAAUAUGGUUUGUUGUGCUACAUGCUAACUACCUAGCUAAGUUAUUAUGACCUGUAGAAUAGAUGUAGUCUGAUUCAGUGUUAUUUUCAGUGUAGAGAACAUGAACAUAUUCCUGGAAGGUUGCAAUAUUUUUUUUAAUCAGAUUUGGUGUAUUGGUAAGUUAAUUUUAUUUAUUUAACCGGGUAGGCCAGUUGAGAACAAGUUGUCAUUUACAACUGCGACCAGGCCAAGAUAAAGCAGAGCAGUUCGACACAUUCAACAACAGUUACACAUGGAAUAAACAAAACAGACAUUCAAUGAUACAGUUGAAGAAAAUCUAUAUACAAUGUGUGCAAAUGAGAGCUCAUGCCCUCAUUCAUCCGACAUGGACCCACUAUCCCCAGACGCACCGAGGUCCCUCUGCCAGAGCCUGGCCCAGGACCUUCAUCCCAUCCCGUGGGACCUGAGCCUGUGUUGGCCGGCAACAAGAGCUUCCUACGUUCCCCUGUGCGGAGGCCACCCCACGAGGCGGCUCUGCGGGGACGCCAUCGGAUGUCAGCCCCUCCGUACCUACCUGGAAGCCUGGGGGAUAUAACCCAGGAGUACGGAGGCUCCUCACAGUCCUUCCUCACAGACGUGAGCGCCAUGUCUGAGAAUGCGGAUGCUGGGCUCUACUAUCCCCUGACUCCGGAGCCUUACUACGACAGCCAGCAGCAGCAGAGACUCCCUCGGCCACAUCAGCACCUCAGAGCCCCUGAUCACUUACAUGAGGACAAUGGAUACUAUGAACAUCAAAGCCUACCACCACCACAACACACUCCCCCGGCCCCCAACAGACCGGCAGCAGGUAUCGGUCGAAUGCAGGCCAAGUCUCUGGGGAACCUGUCCAGUCUGAGCUGUGAAGACCACUCCCUGCCCUGUGGUUGGACGGUAGACUGGACCAUUAGAGGCAGGAAGUACUACAUCGACCACAACACCAACACCACCCACUGGUCCCACCCCCUGGAGAGGGAGGGUCUGCCCCCUGGCUGGGAGAAGGUGGAGUCGGCUGAGUUUGGACCCUACUACGUAGACCACCUCAACAAGGGGGCUCAGUAUAGACACCCCUGUGCUCCUAGCGUGCUCCAAUAUGACCAGCCCCCUCCUGUUGUAUACCAGCCUCGCCCAGCAGAGCGGGACCAUCCAGUGCUGGUACCAGCCAACCCAUACCACACGGCAGAGAUCCCUGACUGGCUACAGGUGUAUGCCCGCGCCCUGCUCAAGUAUGACCACAUCCUGAAGUGGGAGCUGUUCCAGCUGGUGGAUCUGGACACGUACCAGGGCAUGUUGAAGCUGCUCUUCAUGAAGGAACUGGAGCGCAUCGUCAAGUCCUACGAGGCCUACCGUCAGGCCCUGCUGUCUGAGCUGGACCAAAGGAAACCCAGGCAGCAGUGCUACACCCAGGAGCAGCCAGGCAAGAACUUCACAGGGAACAUGUGAAUUAGGUCACAUUCACUAAGAAGCAAACAAGACAAAAUGGUGGUGUGGGGGGGG